Messenger RNA from Ophidiomyces ophidiicola, 705 nucleotides. RefSeq lists its product as uncharacterized. The transcript has 3 exons. The coding region runs from base 1 to 705 and encodes 234 amino acids. NCBI's taxonomy places the organism in Eukaryota, Fungi, Ascomycota, Eurotiomycetes, Onygenales, Onygenaceae. The record is from RefSeq and is a predicted model, not a curated record.
AUGGCUGCCAAAAUUGCUGCCGUUCUUUCUAAAAAUAUUUUAAAGGAGUCUGCAGAAAAUAGAUUUGGACAAGAAGACCCCUACUUUGAACAAGUCAAAGCGACCAACCUCCUUGGACGACCAACAACAAAAAAACGACGUAGAGCUGCUCCCGAAGGCAUCUCGGAACAUGAUGUUAAAGUCCUUACAAAAGUUAAGCGUCGGGCAUACCGGUUAGACCUCGCCCUUUGCAACUUCUGCGGCAUAAAAUUUGGAUGGGGCAGUGUUAUCGGCUUAGUACCAGCUAUAGGGGAUGCGCUUGAUAUGAUCUUAGCACUUAUGGUCGUAAAGACUUGCAGCAACGUCGAAGGCGGCCUUCCGAAGAGCCUUUACGCACAAAUGCUCUUCAACGUAAUUUUCGACUUCGCCAUUGGGUUGGUUCCUUUUAUUGGGGAUCUUGCAGAUGCAUUAUACAAAUGCAAUACAAGGAAUGCGGUUCUACUUGAGAAGUACCUCAAAGAGAAAGGCCAACGAACUUUGGAUUCCACAAGCCAGGUCGACCUUGAGGUAGGUGCUGGAACACGCAAGCCCCAAAGACAAAUUACCUCCAGCAAUGAGCAUCCAAGACAACCAGAGCCGGCCCGCCUAUCACGAGACAAGACUAAUUCUGGAAAACAUGGGCAACCAAGGAGAACCCAGUCUGAUUUUGUAAAGGGGAGACGCUGA